UACUUUGGCAGCGCUGCCACGACUCACAACAACUUUCGUAUUUGUACGUAAGUACCUGAAUUAGUUUGCACAUACUUUACAAUGGAAUCAGAAUCUUCAAAACGCAGUUUAAAGAGGUACAAAGGAGGCGAGGAGACAAAAGAAGAGAGCCCGCCUGAGGAUGACGAUUACGUCCCUUAUGUUCCAGUUAAAGAGAGAAAGAAGCAAAAAUUGACAAAAUUGGGCAGGAUCUCACAAGUCAAAGCUGAUGCGGAUCUUAAAGCAAAAUCAUCCAGUGAAAAUGAAUGUAAUGAUGAAGAAGAAGAGGAUCUGCAAAGUGUUGCUAGAAAGUCAAACAUAAGUCUACUAAGUCAACAUACAGAACUGAAAAAAGUUGCCCAAGCUAAAAAAGAGAGUGCUUUUGAGAAACAAUUAAAAGAAGAAGAAAAAAUCCUUGAGAGCAUUGCAGAAAAAACUGCUCUAAUGGGUGUUGCAGAAUUGGCUAGAGGUAUCCAGUAUGAAGAUCCUAUAAAAACAAGCUGGACACCUCCAAGAUGUAUUUUGAACAUGCCAAGAGAUUACCCUGAUAUACUUAGAGGGAAAUUAAGCAUUACCGUUGAAGGAGAAGAUGUACCUCUUCCUAUACCUUCAUUUAAUGCCAUGAAAUUUCCCAAGGGAAUUUUAGUUGGGCUACAGAAAAAAGGAAUCAAACAACCCUCUCCAAUUCAAAUCCAAGGAUUGCCAACUGUGUUGAGCGGCAGAGACAUGAUCGGCAUAGCCUUUACCGGUAGUGGAAAAACCCUUGUGUUCGUAUUACCUAUAGUUGUUUUCAGUUUGGAACAGGAACUAAAAAUGCCAUUUUUGCCUAACGAAGGUCCUUUUGGGUUGAUAGUAUGCCCAUCUCGUGAGUUGGCAAAACAAAUUCUCGAAACAGUCGAACAUUUUGCCGAUUGUUUGAGCCAGCAUGGGAUGCCAAGAAUAAAGUCGUGUCUAAUUAUUGGUGGAACACCAGUUAACCAGUCCUUAGAAAUCAUUAACAGAGGGGUACAUAUCAUAGUUGCCACACCUGGUCGCCUAAUGGACAUGCUUGAUAAGAAAAUGAUUAAAUUAGACGUAUGCCGAUAUCUAUGUAUGGAUGAAGCUGAUCGCAUGAUUGACAUGGGAUUCGAAGAAGAUAUCCGUACUAUUUUUUCCUACUUCAAGGGUCAACGGCAAACUUUGUUGUUCAGUGCUACUAUGCCCAAGAAAAUCCAGAACUUCGCUCGUUCGGCGUUAGUCAAGCCUAUAACUAUUAACGUUGGGAGAGCAGGAGCAGCUAGCAUGAACGUCAUUCAAGAAGUAGAAUAUGUUAAUCAGGAAGCCAAGAUUGUCCACUUGUUAGAGUGCAUUCAAAAGACUCAACCACCGGUGUUGAUUUUCGCCGAGAAAAAGCAGGACGUGGAUGCAAUACAUGAAUAUUUGUUAUUAAAGGGAAUUGAAGCUGUGGCCAUUCACGGAAGCAAAGAUCAGGAAGAGCGAUCUCGCGCUGUCGACGCCUUCAGACAAGGAAUAAAGGAUGUGUUGGUUGCUACCGAUGUUGCCUCUAAAGGGUUAGAUUUCAUCAACAUUCAACAUGUUAUAAAUUAUGACAUGCCCGAUGACAUUGAGAAUUACGUGCAUCGAAUAGGACGUACUGGUCGUUCAGGUAACAAAGGUCAAGCGACAACCUUUAUUAACAAAUCGAACGAAGAAUCCGUUUUACUUGAUCUCAAACACUUACUUAUCGAAGCAAAGCAGGAGGUUCCUCCGUUUUUGGCAACUCUGCAAUCGGAAACUGAAGUUUUCCAAGAUCUUGGAGGUGAUAAAGGUUGUAGCUAUUGCGGUGGUCUUGGUCAUCGGAUUACCCAGUGUCCGAAACUAGAAGCCGAAAGCAACAAACAAGUCUCCGCCGUCGGGCGCAAAGACUAUUUAUCUUAUUCUGCGGCAGACUACUAAAGAUUUCACCAACAAUCCACGUCUUGAAUGCAACAAACGCUUCUAAGAUUACUGUGAAAAUCCCGAUAUGUUGUAUCGUGUCGAAAGAAGGGAGAAAAUAUUGGAAAUACAUGUUGACGAAAUAAA
Messenger RNA from Daphnia magna, 2079 nucleotides. RefSeq names its product ATP-dependent RNA helicase abstrakt (gene abs). The record is from RefSeq and is a predicted model, not a curated record. Gene Ontology annotation, biological process: mRNA splicing, via spliceosome. Gene Ontology annotation, cellular component: spliceosomal complex. The coding region runs from base 82 to 1953 and encodes 623 amino acids. Gene Ontology annotation, molecular function: RNA helicase activity; ATP binding; RNA binding. NCBI's taxonomy places the organism in Eukaryota, Metazoa, Arthropoda, Branchiopoda, Diplostraca, Daphniidae. The transcript is spliced from 13 exons.